Messenger RNA from Fusarium keratoplasticum, 759 nucleotides. RefSeq names its product AB hydrolase-1 domain-containing protein. Bases 1 to 759 code for a protein of 252 amino acids. The record is from RefSeq and is a predicted model, not a curated record. The transcript has 2 exons. NCBI's taxonomy places the organism in Eukaryota, Fungi, Ascomycota, Sordariomycetes, Hypocreales, Nectriaceae.
AUGUCUACCCCAGAGAAGCCCACCAUUGUUUUGGUGCAUGGAGCUUGGCAUCUGCCUAGCCACUAUACCAUGCUGAAAGACAAGUUGACAGAGAGGGGUUUCACCGUCAUCCAGCCCAAAAACGCCUCUGUUGGACAGGUUUCCGACAUCAAAGGAAAGACUCACCUGGACGAUGUUGCAGCUAUUCACGAAGCCAUGGAAUCUCCCCUGAGCGACGGAAAGGAAAUAAUUGUUGUCUGCCACAGCUAUGGCGGUAUCCCUGGAUCUGCAGCUGUCGAGGGCUACCAAAUCCAUGAAAGAAGGGACAAGGGUUUGAAGGGAGGUAUCAAGCACAUCGUUUACGUCGCAUCGUUUGCUUUGCCAGCCAGAGGUCUAUCAUUGAAAACGGCGAUCGGCGGAACAUACGGGCCCUUCAUGGACCGAACAGAUGACUACCUUCCGCUAAAUGAGAGUGCCAAGAAUGCAUUCUACCACGAUAUCGAGUCGGAGCUGGCAGACCGAAUGCUCGCCAAUUGCGUAUACCAAAGCACAGCAAGCUUUGAGACGCCCUCCCAGUUUGUUGCCACGGACAUUGCGGUUCCCAAAACUUAUGUGGCCUGCGAAAAUGAUCGAGCUAUUCCGAUUGAGGGCCAGCUUGCAAUGGCAGGGGCCAUGGGCGACACAGUGAAGAUUGAACGACUUGCUGCUGGGCAUAGCCCUUAUUUGGAUCCGGGGUUUCUAUCCAGGCUGGUUGAAAUUAUUGAUGGUAUCGACGCAUAG